This is a messenger RNA of Hypanus sabinus (Atlantic stingray), 5882 nucleotides long. Its product is annotated as GAS2-like protein 2A. Gene Ontology annotation, cellular component: actin filament; cytoplasm; microtubule plus-end. The transcript has 6 exons. Gene Ontology annotation, biological process: regulation of microtubule polymerization or depolymerization; protein localization to microtubule plus-end; actin crosslink formation. Bases 270 to 3131 code for a protein of 953 amino acids. Gene Ontology annotation, molecular function: microtubule binding; cytoskeletal adaptor activity; actin filament binding. The record is from RefSeq and is a predicted model, not a curated record. Lineage: Eukaryota; Metazoa; Chordata; Chondrichthyes; Myliobatiformes; Dasyatidae.
GAGACAGUGGUGCUGGUUUACUGGCGCUCAGCCCGGGCAGGGAGGGGUUAAGCCGGGGAGGUGGAGUGGAGGACGGCUUUCCCGUCGCCAGGGAGCGGGCUGAGUGGAAACACAAGUACGUGAGUGUAAACAACGUGUCUAAGAGGGCGAGAAGCCCCUUCUCGAUAGCAGUCGCCGAGCUCCUCGGCCGGGGAACCCCUCCCGAGCGAGGAGCGACUUCGGACAAGUUUGCGACUGGUGGGUGCCGGGGCUGAGCCGGAGCCCCGAGCAUGGCCAACAUCCAGUCAGCCACGGCCAAGAGCAUCCGUCCCUUCAGGUCGAGCGAGGAGUAUCUGGUGGCAAUGAAGGAGGAUCUGGCCGAGUGGCUAAACGAGCUGUACGGGCUGGACACUGGGCUGGAGCGCUUCCUGCGGGACCUGGAGACCGGCUCCGUGCUGUGCCAGCAUGCCAACAACGUCAGCCAGGUGGCCCACGACUUCUGCCAGGACUACCCGGAGCUCGGGGACAAAAUGCAGCUACCCCGAGCCGGUGUCAUCUACACGGCGGCCGCUCAGCCCGGCACCUUCCUGGCCCGGGACAACGUUUCCAACUUCAUCCAGUGGUGCCGUAAGGAGCUGCAGAUCAAAGAUGUGCUCAUGUUUGAGACAGAGGACUUGGUUCUGAGGAAGAACGAGAAGAACUUUGUGCUGUGUCUGCUGGAGGUAGCCAGGAGAGCUUCCAAGUUUGGCAUGUUGGCUCCUGUCCUCAUUCAGAUGGAGGAGGAGAUUGAGGAAGAAAUCCGUGAGGAGAUGGACCUACCUGCUGAGGUUAUCCCUCCCAAACCCAAACCACAGAAGCAGUUGUGUGACUUCAAGAACCUGGAUGAGAUGGUUUGCCAUCUUGUGAGUCGCUGCACCUGCCCAGAGCAGUUUCCCAUGGUUAAGGUCUCUGAAGGGAAGUAUAAGGUGGGAGACUCCAACACCCUGAUUUUUGUGAGGAUUUUACGGAACCAUGUGAUGGUGCGUGUGGGUGGGGGUUGGGACACCUUGGAACAUUACCUCGACAAGCACGACCCAUGCCGUUGUACAUCGCUCGCGCACAAGCAAAUGUCAAGGUUCAGCAGCCCACACAGAGCCGCCAUGCCCACGCACGAGAUCAGGGCUCGCUUGCCAACCAGGACAGACCAGCCAAACAAGCCACAGACAGCACUCAUCCUGUCGAGGUCCCAAAGUCCCAUGCCUCCAGUGGAGUGGAGACUCGCCGCACCCUCUGCUCCUUCCCUGAGGAAUCACAAUGCCGCUCCUCGAUCCCCUUCACCAGAUGUUCCCGUCACCUCUGGAGGUAACUCAGUCAAGAGGAAUCCCCGGGACAAGUCAGAACCACGGCAAAUAUUUCAAGCCAGGCAGAGAGAUCAGUCCUCGACUCCAUCUUGCCAGAUUUCAACCAGCAUCAACAGCAGUAAAGCCAAUUCCAGCCUCACUGCUGCAGCAAGAACAGGAAGAGAGAAGACCAGGGCUUUGCCAGUGGCCGCAAAGCCCUAUUCUACAGCCCAGGAGAGUAAGGGCAGUGCCUUAUCGGUUGUGGACAAAUCCAAAGUGCCAAGUCAUUCUUUUUUUCCUCAACAGUCAGAGAACAGGAUGAGCUGUUCUUGGGUCAACACCCAGAGUGUUCCUUCCAAAAUUGACCAAAGCAACUCAGAUAUGAACAAGCAAAGCAGCAGGACUUUGACACAAGCUCACAAAGCUGCUUCAGAAAUGAGCUCUGUAAUCGCCAAAGGAAUGGCGAGAAGUCACUCACCCGCACCUGGUCAACAGUGUAAGCUGCAAGUACCUCAAAGUGUUGAGCAGAACACUUUGCCUCUUUCCCCCUCUGCCAUGGACCAGGGUGGUUGCUGGCAAAAUUCCAGCUCCACCAGAAGACCAUCAGUUAAUGGAUCAAAGAACCCAAAUCUGCAAAGAAGUUCAAUUCGAUCAAGAACGCCAGACCCUUAUAGCUUAAAUAACAACAACAAUAAAGACAUCAACACCAGCAGGAGCAAAGCAUGCUUACUCACACUGCUGCCUUUUCAUCCAGUGCAGGAGUCAGAAUUGUAUAGAUGCUUUGAAGAUGAAAUUGUGUCCAAUAUGAAAGCUCUGGGGUUGUGUUCACUUGGGGAAAGUCUGGAGGAGGGUGAGCCCAAUGAAGGUUCUCCACCAGGAAAAAUGGCCAGCUUCCCAGAGCAGAAGGAAACUCAAAGACUUAAUGUGGAUCCUGCAGAGUACUCGAUUUCCCCUUUGCAAGCUGGAGCCAACCAUAUCAACAAUGGCAAUCAGUGCUCCAGUUGUGGCAAUGAAGCUUCCUCACCCUCGGCAAAACUUAUCCAGAACGACAGUGGUUUUGGUGAUAUUCUUACCGAGCUCGUGAGCGGAGCACCUAGCCUCAGUCAUGUGGACAUUGAGAACUGGAUAGUGAAGACCUCCUUGCCACGUGAUUCCAGUGCUGGACUACAGCCAACUGGUUUGGAUGACUUGGAAAUGAGCAAGCCAUUCUCUGACAGAGCUGCAGACCAAAGUUCAAAUAAGGUUGUUUCAACAUGUGACCAAAAGAGAAAUUCUUUUAAGGGUGCUACAAGGAGAGAUAUGCCAGUGUCUCAAAAUGCAAUGACUACUCUUGAGCUGAAUUCAUUGUCCACCAAUGAAGGAUCUGACACCAACUCAUCGUUUGAUUGGCCAGUCCCAUCCUACAGUCUUCAGAAGACCAGGGUUCAGCAGGGGAGACAAAAGAGGUCCUUAAAAAAGCCAGAGAGAGUUCCUUCCAUCUACAAGCUGAAACUUCGGCCCAAAAUACGUCCCAGGAGGGACAACAGGCCAGAGAAAAAACCAUCCAGAAUCCCAACACCAUUAUCCUACAGACAGGAAGAUAAAGCAUUAAAAAGCACCACAAAAUCUGGAAGUUCACAUAGAGCUUUCAAGGCUAGCAGCAGAGUUGUGGGAUCUCAGGUUCAGGGCAAACAGAAAUCCUCUUUGAAAUUGACACAGCCAGAAGAUUUUGGCUCGGGAGAGGACAACUGGCUUCCUCGGCAUAUGAACUCUAGGCAAGGCAGAAUUUUGGAGAAACAAUCCAUUACAGGGGACACUGGGCAGGGAAAUGAAGAUGAGGGGUCUUGGGUUUAAAACCUUAAAGCCACACACACCUAAUCUCCAUCCAUUGAUAUUUUUAUGUGGGGUUAUUGCUUUGUUUAAAACCAGUGUUUCCAAAUCUAUCAGUUGAUCAACUGCACAAUUGAAAAGCAAUGCAAAGCAAUUAUCAUUUUGCAAGCUAAAGCUUUUUCUAAUAAAAUUAAAUGUGGUGAUAACAGCACAGAGUAAAAAUACAUGUAAAUACAUUCUGGACAUUUGCAUGUCAAACAUCCCCUCUGAAUGUUAAUUUAACCUGAUGGGUAUGGGGAGAAAGCUGAAAUCUCAACUAAAAUGAAGUAUUUGAAGGGCAACGACUGACAGAUUUUUUUUACACUGAUCAACAUAUUUAUUCAUUGCUAUUUUGUAAACUGAGUAUUUUAGAAAGUCUAGAGUAAUGUCUACAAAUGCUGAUUUAAAAAUUUGUUUACAAAUCAUUUCACAAAAAAAUUAUAAUAAGCAUGAUGACACUGCUGGGAUUAUUGAAGAAAUUGGGCUUAAGCACUGUGUUUACAGGAUAUUUCCUUUCUUUUGGUUUGGUUGAACAUUAAAUCCUAAACAGAGACACAGGAAACUGCAGAUGCUGGAAAUCUGGAGCAACACACAAAGUAGGAUCUCAGUGGGUCAGGCAGCAUCUUUAUAGACAGUCCAUAUUUCAGGCCGUGGCCCCUUUCAACUCAAAAUAUUGACUGUCUUUUUCCCUCCACAGAUGCUGCCUGACCUGCUGAGAACCUCCAGCAUUUUGUGUUUUGCAAUAAAUCCAACAUCAUCUAGUGCUAGACCUGCUAUUGGACACCUCAGUCUCCAGUCUUGCUCUAAAUUGUGAUUAAGUAUAGUUUAGGGAAAAUGGCAGGUUAGAAUAUGUGAAUAGAGAGCAGGAAACAUUUCUUCACACAGAAAGGUGAGCAGAAAUUAAGAACACACCAGCCAGCAUUGUGCUGAAGCUGGGGUUUGCCUACUGAAUCUCUGAGAUGAACUAAUGUUCAAUGAAUGUAUGAACGAUUUCAGAUGCAAGGUGUGUCUGUGGUGUGGCAGGUUAGAUCUGUCAGGCCUGAGUUAAACGAGGCUGGCUGCUUGACAAGCUGCUGACCUUUCAUCCAAAGCAGGGAGUUUUAGAGAGAAACAUCAUCAUUCUGCUGAAAGGUAACAAGGUCUGGACUUCUGGCUAUGAUCUUUGGAGGGAAUAUCCUCCUUUCCUAUGCAAGAAGGUUAGCAUCAGGUUGGUCUAUUUUAUAUCCAGUGAAUAUAAAAUUGGAAAGCAGUUUAGGUAAGAGUUCUGACACAGUUUUGGGGGGAAAAUAAUUAAUUUCUUGACAUGUAUAACUUGGAAAUAGAUGAGUAACUAUCCACUAUUUUGAAGGAAAGGAAUCCUGAUGCGGUUACAGACUGAGAAGCUAAAUUACAAAUAGCGUGUCUGAUGGAAGCUCAUAAGUUUAUCUUAACUCUUGUACAAGAUGUUGGUAAGACCACAUAUUGUGUAUUUGGUUACCCUGCUAUAAGAAUUUGUCAUUAAGCUGGAAAGAGCAGAAAGAUAUUAUUGCCUGGAUUCAAGGGCCUGAGUUACAGGACAAGGUUGGUCAGGCUAGGAUUUUAUUCUUUGAAGUAUAGAAGACCUUAUAGAGGUGUAUAAAAUCAUUGGGUGGGGGGGGGGAGGAGUUCGAGAAAGGAUGAAUGCAUGCAUUGCUUUCACAGGGAAUUUGCAAUAUAAAACUAAAAAGCAUAGGUCUUAAGUGAGUAGAGGAAAGUUUUAAGUGGACCUGAAGGGCAACUUCUUCAGACAGAGCCUUUACACGUAUGAAUAAGCUGCCAGUGGGGCAAGUACAUACAACAUUUAAAUGAUCUUCGCACAGGUACAUGGAUAGGAAAUGUUCAGGGCUUAUAGGCCAAUGCAGACACAUGGGAUAAGUUUAGAGGGGUGUUAGAGUCUUGGCAUGGCAGAGUUGGGGGUGAAGGGCCUGUUCCUGUGCCCUAUUACACUUUGACUUGGUGUCUAUCUUUGACACAGAGCAGCAUAGACCAGGAAUUUCAGAGAUAAACCAGUGUUUAAUGCAGGGAUUCCCAAACUGGGGUCCACAGACUCCUUGGUUAAUGGUAGGGGUCCAUGGCAUGGAACCCCUGGUUUCAUGUGUUGUUUCCUUAUUAGUGAUGAUGUUGUCAUCACUUGUAAAUGGAAGUCACUAAACUGCAGAUACUGCAAACCUGAAAUAAAAACACACAAUGCUGGAAAUGCUCAGUAGGUCAGGCAGCAUCCGUUGGAAGAGAAAAGGGGGGAAUACGGAUGUCUUCUGAGUGUUUCUAGAAUUUCUGCUUUAUUAUUAUAGACCAGCAUCUGUUCCACUGAAAGUGUGUUUGCUGAGGACUCCUGAGAUCUGCACUCAUUUUUCCCCUUAACACACCAUCAUUUGCAGGAAGUAUUCAUGCCAAUUGGUUGUAAACAGGUUACGCUGUGCAUCACCAUUGCUCAGAAUAAGUAUUCAUUGUAAUUAUGGCCAGUUGCCAUUCUGUUCCGUUGACUUCUGUUGAGAACAGUGCACUGACCCCUCUUGGGUACGUUCAAUUAUGUGGAGUUGAAAAUUUAAUAAGAAACAAUUCUCUUGCCGUGUCUACCAGAAUUUUUAUUUUCCAGCCUAUAUUUUUUGUGAAACAUAAACAAAUAACCAUUUUGUAAUAAAGGAAUUUUCAUUUAAAAUGUGAUUUAAUCACUGACACUGUUUGAAACUUUGGUGUUUCAAGCAGUUGUAAAUCAAG